AUGCUGUCUUCGGGACUGAUGCGCAAAAAGCCCAAGAGAGCAGAGGACACUGCCGUCGAAUACUGGGACAAGGCCAAGCGCGCUGAGGACACCGCCGUAGAGUACUGGGACAAGGUCAAGCGUGGCGAGGACACGGCUGUUGAGUACUGGGACCGCAAGGCCAAGCGCGGCGAAGACACUGCUGUCGAAUACUGGGACAGGAAGACCAAAGCUAAGCGUGGCGAGGAUACUGCCGUUGAGUACUGGGAUAAGCGCUCUCCCGAGAGUGACACCGCGGUUGAGUACUGGGACAAGCGCUCUCCCGAGAGCGACACCGCGGUUGAGUACUGGGACAAGAAGCGAUCUCCUGAGAGCGACACCGCCGUCGAGUACUGGGACUAA
Molecule: messenger RNA, 381 nt
Organism: Fonsecaea multimorphosa CBS 102226
Lineage: Eukaryota; Fungi; Ascomycota; Eurotiomycetes; Chaetothyriales; Herpotrichiellaceae
Exons: 4
Coding region: 1-381 (126 amino acids)
Source: RefSeq, a predicted model, not a curated record